Molecule: messenger RNA, 780 nt
Organism: Hyalella azteca
Lineage: Eukaryota; Metazoa; Arthropoda; Malacostraca; Amphipoda; Hyalellidae
Product: blastula protease 10-like
Exons: 6
Coding region: 253-780 (175 amino acids)
Biological process (GO): proteolysis
Molecular function (GO): metalloendopeptidase activity
Source: RefSeq, a predicted model, not a curated record
CUGCUACAGUUUUGUCGGCAUGGUAAACCAAAAUGGCCAACCCGUGAAUCUUGGGACAAGUUGUUUGAAGCAGGUUGGCACUCCUAUCCACGAGAUCGGCCAUGCAAUGGGUUUCAAUCACGAACAAAGUCGCUCCGACAGAGACUCUUACGUUACCGUGCUGCUAGCCAACGUUCAGAGUUCCAUGGUAUCGAAUUUUGACAAAAGAACAACGAACAACUUCAACGUUCCAUAUGACUAUACUCUUCCGUGAUGCACUAUUCUUCAACUGCAUUCGCCAAGCCAGGAAAGGAAACUCUGGUCGCAAAGGAUCCGUUUGGUCAGAUGUUCAUGGGUUCACGUAGCGGCUUCUCCUUCAUGGACAAGAGGAUUGCCAACCUUCAGUACAAGUGCAUAGCCGUGUAUCUACGCAAGUGUCGCAGAGCCUCUGAUCCCUGUAAGAACAACGGCUACUUCGGACCCUCUUGCAAGUGUGAAUGCCCGCCUGGAACUUCAGGAACUUAUUGUCAAAUCUACAGACAAGGAUACAUACAAGCCCUGGCUUCGACCAAAAGCCCCCGCAGUAGAACUAUCACAACUGCAGGCACUGUCACUUCGACCGGCUACCCGCGUCCCAUCACGGCCGUCGACGAGUACAUACAGUUGAUAAAGGCACCGACGUGCAAGAAAGUUCGACUGACGUUCAAAGCUUUCAAGCUGUACCCACGCAACGCCAACACCUGCAUCUUCCAACAACUGACAAUCCGUAGAAACGUUGAUCUCUCCAUUUCUUCGACGUGA